AUGAAACCGGGGAAGUCUGGAGUUAAAAAAAGGCUAAUGGAACAAAUUUUGGACACAUGGACGAGACAAGAUAAUAUGGUGAAAUGCUAUAAUAAAAGGGAUUAUCAGCUUGUGGCUCAACGCUUCAACCUUGGAAAAAAGAAGCUGCUCUCUCAACUGGAAAGGAAUAUACUCUGCACUAUAUCGCAGACCAAAUGUUCUAAAAGAAGAGGAAAGAAGGGACGUGCCACAGUUGGCAAACUGGAAGUUAUCUUCCAACAUCUCCAUUAUAAAGGAAAACAAUUGACAUAA
Messenger RNA from Dracunculus medinensis (Guinea worm), 291 nucleotides. The record is from the annotation of a GenBank genome assembly. Lineage: Eukaryota; Metazoa; Nematoda; Chromadorea; Rhabditida; Dracunculidae.